AUGUCUCUUCAACAACGAACCCUCGAUACAAGCAACAGGCUGGCCGUCCCUUACGAGAUUUUCUUGGACAUUAUCGACGCUUUCAUCAACAACGUCUUCGCCACCAACAUUAAGCCGCCCGAGGAAGGUGUCAACUUGGCAUUCCUUUACGAACACAAGGUCACCUCAAAGCUUGCUUUUGUGGUGGCUACCGGCAACGAGUCUUCUAGCUGGAUGAGCAAGAUCUUGAAAGACCGCUUUCGCUCCGUCCGCGUCGCCCUGCACCUCGAUCGAGAAAGUCGCGCAAAGGUUCAUCGCAAGUUUCCCCCGGCUGCCAUAUCCAUCCACAAAGACGAUUGUCGAUGGUCCGUCAAUGCCUUGACCAUCCCGGAGAUUGACUCCUUCUCCAUGCUCUACUUUCCGGACAGGCGCGACGCGAAGGCCCAGCUUCUGGAACAUCGACUUCUCCAGCUCGUGCGGCUCCCCAGCGCCGAAACGUACGCUUGCCUCCAGGGCAUCCAGUGCGUCUAUUUCCCGAGCGUACUGUGCUUCGACGUCGACCUCAACGACACGGGUGUCGCGGUGGCAAUGGCCUUGCCCAACCUCAAGUCCAUCACGGUCGUUGUCGGCGCUACUACCGAUGAAGGAAUGAAGGAUAAGCCUUUUCCCUUCACAGGCAACCCAUCGACGGCGUCGUCUUCCCCGAUCUGCAAAAAUGGUCCAAUAAAACCUCCCAUAUAA
Messenger RNA from Colletotrichum karsti, 720 nucleotides. RefSeq lists its product as uncharacterized. Bases 1 to 720 code for a protein of 239 amino acids. NCBI's taxonomy places the organism in Eukaryota, Fungi, Ascomycota, Sordariomycetes, Glomerellales, Glomerellaceae. The record is from RefSeq and is a predicted model, not a curated record. The transcript has a single exon.